AUGUAUUCUCAGCCAGGACCCUCGUCAAGGACCUUGCGAACAAGUGCCAUCUUGGCAUCGACAUCCUCGUCGUCCGCAACCGAGACCGCCAACGAGAUCAAGCCAGAAAAGCCAAUACGCAAACGUAGGUCAAGAGAAGAGAUCGAGGCCGCUAAGCUCGCCAAGGAGAAGCUCGGAAUCCCCAUUCGCAGUCAGCGAAAAUCGAGACUGUCCCUCAAAGGCGGCGGCGCAGCUGCUGCCCCUGCACCUGACAAAGGAACCGAAAAGUUCUCCGAGCGAAAACGAACGAAGCCACGCCCGCCAAAAGUAGAGGAUCCGGGACGAGUAGCGCGGAGGGAGGUUCGCAUGCAAAGGCUUGCCAUGGUGGAAGCGCAAGCCGACGAGGUGCCUUCGGCUGAGCUCAUGGAACAGCUGCUGGAAGAGAUGCGCUACGACCAUCUUCCGCCUCGCGACACAUGGAAAGAAGAAUUCCCAAACGGCAAAAAGCAUCUCACGAGCUAUCGGUACUUUGUCAGCAACCGAACUACGAUCAAGGACAUGAUCAAGGAUCUUGGUAUUGAGGGCGAGGAACGCAAGGGCGAAAAGGUGACCAUCGUCGAGGGAUAUCCAGGUCCUGGCACAUUUGCAAGCGAGUUCCUCAAGAUGGACCAAGUAGAGAAAGUGAUAGCGCUUGAAGACGCGCCGUGCUUCUUGGAGAAGCUCGAGAAGCUGCAAGCCCAGCUCGAAGACGAGAAGCCAGGUACGGGCUCCCGGUUGGACAUUGUCAAGUCGUCGGCAUAUCAGUGGGAUACAUACAGCGAGCUGGUCUCUUCUGGCAAGCUGGCGCAUCUCAACGAUCGCGUCACCACCUCGGACGGCAAAUCCGUCGAGUUCACCACCAACGACUUCAAGGGGCCCGAUCACUCGGAUGCGAGCUGGCAGGAGCUCUCGCCGCUCCUCUUCUUCGCCCAGCUGCCCAACACGGUGUAUGGCGAGCAGCUCUUUGCGCAGAUCAUCUCUGCGAUUGCAAGCCGUAGCUGGCUCUUUCGACAUGGUCGAAUCCAGCUUGCUUUCACGUGUGGAGAGUCGCUCGCCAAACGGUGUCUCGCCGAAGCAGGCGACAAGAUCUCGCGCGGCAAACUCGGUACGACCGUUCAGUGCCUUGCCGACGUCAAAGUGCAUCGAUACGCUCACGAAUUGGCGCCGCACACGCACCACUUUUUCCCACCCAGCAUGAGCGUCGGACCGCGCGUCACCAUCUCGGGCACCUCGCUGAUCCCCAACAGCAACCGGUCCACGGGUCUCACGCGCAUCGGCAUGGUCAUGAUGACUGUGACGCCCAAAAAGGACCCGCUGGUCAAAGGAGACGUCAUCGAGGCGUUCGAGUACAUUACGCGGAACCUGUUCAUUCUGCGAACCAAGCCAGUGGGGGUCGCUCUGACACACGUCGCUCCUGGGGGGCAGAACGUGCUCAAGAUGACCAGCCCAGAACAGGUCGCCAAGGGUCUCAUUAGGGAGGACGAGGUAAUUCGACCGGAGGAGAUCGUCAGCGAUCUGACCAACGCUCAGUGGGCGUGUCUGGCAAGAAUGUUCGAAAAGUGGCCCUUCCGACCGAGACACUUGUUCGAGGAGGGGAGGAUCAAGCCGGAUCAUAAAGGUCGUCACUGA
Messenger RNA from Kalmanozyma brasiliensis GHG001, 1647 nucleotides. Its product is annotated as Ribosomal RNA adenine methylase transferase. Gene Ontology annotation, cellular component: mitochondrial matrix. The coding region runs from base 1 to 1647 and encodes 548 amino acids. The record is from RefSeq and is a predicted model, not a curated record. Gene Ontology annotation, biological process: rRNA methylation. Gene Ontology annotation, molecular function: rRNA (adenine-N6,N6-)-dimethyltransferase activity. NCBI's taxonomy places the organism in Eukaryota, Fungi, Basidiomycota, Ustilaginomycetes, Ustilaginales. The transcript has a single exon.